AUGUGCGGCAUUUCAUCACUAGUCGCCCUUCCGGGCAGCAACAACACUCUUCCUCAUGACGAGACGAGACGGCAGGUACAGGCAAGUUUGGACAACAUCUCGCAUCGCGGGCCAGAUUCCAGCGGGAUAUGGAUCAACACAGACGGAAGAAUAGCACUUGGACACAAUCGUCUCGCGAUCAACGACUUGUCUGAAUCCGGAUGCCAGCCUCUCCACAGCCCAGAUGGAAACGUUCACGCUGUGGUAAAUGGCGAGCUUUACGACUUCGAGGAUGUCAAGACGAAGCUUACCAGGAAAAUUGGCUACCAUUUUUCGGGACGUAGUGACUCCGAGAUUGUGGUCGCUCUAUACCAGGCUUAUGGCAUGGACUUCAUGCAACAUCUCCGGGGUGAGUUCGUGCUUUGCCUCUACGACGAAAAGAAGAAGCUCUUCAUUGCCGCCCGGGACCGCUAUGGCAUCAAGCCACUGUUCUGGACAAAGUCGCAAGGCAAGCUACUGGUGGCAUCAGAGAUGAAGACUUUCUUACCACUGGGUUGGCAAGCUGAAUGGGACGUCCACAGUCUUGCGGAAGCUGGAUGGAAUUUCGACGACAGAACUGUCUUCAAAGGCGUGAAGAAAGUUCGCCCUGGCCACUACAUGACCUGUACUGCGGACGGGCAAAUCAAACAGCAACAGUACUGGGACAUGGAGUAUCCAGACAAGCGAGGGCACGAUCAUCGGACAGAAGCGGAGAUGGUUCGAGGUGUCCGUGAACGACUACUGGAGGCUGUACGCAUUCGCCUUCGAGCCGACGUGCCCGUUGGUGUCUAUCUCAGUGGUGGUAUCGACUCUUCUGUCAUCGCCGGAAUGGCCGUCCAUCUGGCAAAGGAAGGUCGAGCAAUGGGUAGUAUGCCUGCCAAGGACAGAGUUAGCUGCUUCACGAUAUCCUUUGACAAGAGCAGCGGCUUUGAUGAGUCUGAAAUUGCUAACCGCACCGCCGACUUCCUGGGUGUCAAAGUCUACAAACAGGUGAUGGACGAAGAGGCUUUCGCAUCGCGUUUUGAGGUUGCUACAUGGCAUUGCGAGCACCAUAACCCAGACCUGAACUUCAUCGGCAAGUUUGCUUUGUCAGAGCUUCCCCGUGAGCAUGGCUUCAAAGUGGUGCUUACCGGCGAAGGCGCGGAUGAGAUCUUCACUGGCUACGACGUCUUCAAACCAGACUUUCUGCGCGAGCCAGAUUUCACCACUCCCAUGAGAAUGCCAGAGUCUGAGCGCUCGAGGCUGUUCGCCAAGUCAGAAGCCGAAGCUAUGCAACACUAUGCAUCAAUCGGAGCUGGAGUCACACCCAAGGCGCAACGCAAACUCAACCUCAACAUUCUAGCCUCGAUGGCAGCGUUCGUUCCCGAUGUCUUCGACGAUCGCCUGGCAGCUUCCCACCCUCGAAACCCACAAGACGUCCUCGCUAGCUCCGUCCCACUGCUUGUACUCGAGAAAGCCCAAAAGGUCCGGCAUCCAGUCAACACAGCACAAUACAUUUGGGCCAAACAUCACCUCUCCAACCAGUUCCUCAGCUGCCUCGGCGACCGCACAGAAAUGGCCCAUUCAAUCGAAGGCCGCAUGCCUUUCCUGGACCAUCAUCUCACAGAAUAUGUGAACAAUCUCCCACCCAGCGUGAAAAUGCGAUAUACUGGAGGAGAUAACUUCACUGCGAAGUGGAUCUUGCGGGAAGCGAUGAAACCGUUUCUCACGCCGGAGCUUUAUUCAUGUGUCAAGCACCCUUAUUCGGCGCCGCUGGCGUAUGAGGUGGGUGGACCGCUUUAUAAGCUGCUCAAUGAGCUUAUAAGCGAAGAGAAUGUGAAGAGUUUGGGGUUUGUGAGCUGGGACAAGGUGCGGGAUCUCACACGAGGGGCCUUUGAGGGGAAGGAGGCUUCUGCGGCUAGGCUGGCAUUUGUGGUUGCGCAGUGGGUUGUUCUGCACCGGAGGUUCGGGGUGUUGACUGCGAGUAUGACCUGA
Fulvia fulva is the source of this 1992-nucleotide messenger RNA. Its product is annotated as Amidase chry2. The coding region runs from base 1 to 1992 and encodes 663 amino acids. The transcript has 2 exons. Lineage: Eukaryota; Fungi; Ascomycota; Dothideomycetes; Mycosphaerellales; Mycosphaerellaceae. Gene Ontology annotation, molecular function: asparagine synthase (glutamine-hydrolyzing) activity. The record is from RefSeq and is a predicted model, not a curated record. Gene Ontology annotation, cellular component: cytosol.